CACACCGCCACACGGUAUCUUCGUGGGUGACCGCCGCAUCCUCCUCCACCAACCCCACCACGCCUUGCGCCGCCGCCGCCACCGGCGACGGCGAUCCCGAUGGGCGCCUCGGCCUCCGUCCUCUCGCUCCCCACGGCGGCCACCAUCCCGGGAGCCGCCACCGCUAUCGCGGGCGCCGCAGGCUGCUUCGCCCUCGGCUACCUCCUCGCCCUCAGCCGCCUGCCGCGGCAGGCCGCCGCCGCAGCUUCCGGGGAGACCUCGGAGGAGGAUUCCGAGGACAACUCGGAGGAAGAUGAUGACGAAAACUCCGGCCGCAGCCGGCCGGCGAAGCGGGCGCCCGCGCGGAAGCGCGCCGGGCUCCGGCUGCUCUUCUGGGCCCGCAACGUGGUCACCAAGUCCGACUCGGCGAAGGAGGCGGAGAGGUCCAAGGCGCAGACCGCCGCUAGCCCCCUGGAGGUCGAGAACCUCGCCGAGAUAAUAGAGGAUUUCAAGAUGGUGCUGGUGGUGAGAAAUGAUUUGAAAAUGGGGAAGGGGAAGAUUGCUGCGCAAUGCAGCCAUGCAACAUUGGGUCUGUUUAAAAAACUCCAGCAGAGGGCGCCAAAAUCAUUAAGAAGGUGGGAGAGGUGUGGUCAAGUUAAGGUGGUCGUGAAAAUUGAGAGCGAGGAAGAUAUGCUUGUUUUACAAGGCAGAGCAAAAUCUUUGAAUCUCCCAACACACAUAACUAUCGAUGCUGGACGAACACAGAUCGCACCAAAUUCAAGAACAGUCAUGGCUAUUAUGGGGCCAGCUGACAUGGUUGAUGAUGUCACCGGUGGUCUGAAGCUUCUAUAACCUCAUGUUCUAUGCAUCUUGAGAAGCAAGAAUUUGAGGAGGAAUGCUUAAACUUAACAAACCAAUUGGCUGCUGAAGAAUGAACCCUGAACUCAUCGGCUCCGUCGAUCUUGUUAGUGACGAGGCUUCAUUUCACUUUACUCGUAUGGACUGUCUUUGGAGCAAUGGUUUUCUUUUUGCAGUUUUCCACUGUGCAUUAAUUGCUGAGGAUGUAUGAACUCUUAAAUUUUUCUGUAACAUAGUAUUAGACAAGGAAAGGAUAAAAAGACUUCGAGCUUACCUGUUGGCCGCGGCCUGCGUCAGGCUCUUGGGACCGGUUCCGCUUAUAUGAAAUUUGCUCGAAUGAGCUUACAAGACUUGAUCGGCCAUAUUGGGAACGAGGCAUUCAGCUGACAUUGACGAUAGCAC
This is a messenger RNA of Oryza brachyantha (malo sina), 1239 nucleotides long. RefSeq names its product peptidyl-tRNA hydrolase 2, mitochondrial-like. The transcript has 7 exons. Gene Ontology annotation, cellular component: cytosol; mitochondrion. Bases 100 to 831 code for a protein of 243 amino acids. Gene Ontology annotation, molecular function: peptidyl-tRNA hydrolase activity. Lineage: Eukaryota; Viridiplantae; Streptophyta; Magnoliopsida; Poales; Poaceae. The record is from RefSeq and is a predicted model, not a curated record.